ACAAAUUAAACAAACAAAAAUCAUUUUAUAAAUUUGCACCUUAUCAUAAAUAAAAUCACUCUUAGAGUUGGCACUAUAGAGUUUAGAGCAACUCAAUUAAACUCAUUUAUGUGUGUAUUUAAAUUAUUUUAACGCUACAGAUAUGAUGUUUUUAUUUAUAAGUUUAGGAAUACUCCUUUGUUUUACUCUAUUGUUAUUUUGGAAUGCACUAACGCCUGUUGGGAUUAUAUUGAUUUUCGUUUUGUUAUAUGGACUCUUCACAGCAUUUGAGUCUAGUGAUGACGAUUCACAAACGGUCAUUUUUCGAGACACACAUAAGAACCAAGACAAGUCCAGUAAUGACCAAUCAAAUCUAAAGAAUACCAACGCACAAGUUACGAAUUCUAAAAAUAGGUCCAAGUCAGAGCAAGGGAUACCACAGAAGAAGCAAUCAAUUAGAUUGCCUGAUAAAGAUAGAACGUCACCGGAUAGCCGAUCGUGUCUGACGUCAAAAUCUAUAAAUAGAGAUUCAGAAUGUAAAAGAAGAGAACAGUCUACUAGUAGACCAAAACGAAGGCAUAAAGGUGCUAAACUAAAGUUUUACCAAUCAAAGCUUACAUCAGAUGAAGACAGUCAUCCGAGAACUGAAUCAGUUUUAGCAAAGCCCGAAGAUAAAGACAAAGAUUUGAUCACGAAAUUGGUAAAGAAAAACCAAGACGUCAGAGGUAAGAAGGACGUUCUAAUAUAUGAUAAGAGAGCUCCCGAUAAGACAGUACCUGAUUUCGAAUAUCAAAUAAAUGUAGGUGGUCUGGAAGAAACUCAACCGCGGUUAGCACAGCAUGGAAAUAAAGGCAUAGAGGUUACCAAUAAAUGGGUAAAAGAAUACCAAAACGUUACCGCUAAAGAGGACGUUACUGCUAAAGAGGACGUACUUUUAGUGACUAGUACAUGUAAUAAGAAUGUUUCUGAUGAGACAUACCCUGAAUCCGACAAGCAAACAAACGAAGAUAAUGUAAAAGUAGAUGAAGUUCGCGACAUAAAUGAACACGGACACGUUUUGAAAGAAACGGAAAGAGAUUUACAUUCUGAAGGAGUACAAAUAGGCGAUGACGUAGGUGCAGGCGGUAUAAGUGACGUUUCGGUCAAAACAAGUUCAUCUAUGGCAGCUAGAAACAUAUCUAGGCUUAUUCAAGAAAGCCAAGAUGCCCUUGAGGCACAGGACAUAGCAGGUGCGAAACAGAAGGCGCUGCAAGCUAUUGCAGGCAUCAACAUUGAGAAAGAUAAAUUGCUAAAAGAUGUACAGACGGAUAUAGACGAGCAACAACUCGGCGACUGGUAUGGUGGAUGUUCCUUUGUUAUGAAUAGGAUUGGAGAAUAUUUCACUGCAGUCAAGUGCUUUUAUACAGCGACGAUAUUCGACCCAACAUGGAAUGUUGUUAACCACAAGAGUGUGUAUAACGUUCUGUGGAACUCAUUAGUGUUUUCUAAACGUACAGAGGAGCUGACCAGGCAGUACAAGGGUCUGAGACGCCUCCUGGCAGAGAUAGAUGACCUUGCUCAACUUGCAGAACGUCGGGGAAAAUGGGAUGUUUGUGUGGCUGCAGAUGGUGAUGUCAAUCAAAUAUUUUCCUACCUAAUGCAAUGUGGCAUAGUGGAACAUGAGCUGAUUAAACAACCAGGACGUAGGGCUUCCUUAUGGCGCUCUGCUCGAUGCUUCCUACGAAUGGGAAUGCAUGAGGAUGCACGAAAACUUUGCAGUACAAUUCUUCAACAUGCAUGUGAUUAUGAUGACCCGGAAGCUUUUGAGAUUUGGGCUUACUCAUUGUGUGCUACCAAAGAUUUUGAUAUUGCUUUAGAGAAGUGCGAACUAGCUAUAAAUUAUUGUAAAGUAAGUAUUUUAGAUUAUGCAUAUUUUACAUCUCUUAUUGAUAUAUAAAAGGUAACGUUCUUAUUUGAUAACAUACAUGUUAGUUAGUUUUGCAACCGUAUAGAAAUAGACACAAACCUACAUUAAGAGAACUUAAACUUGCAAUGUAAAGACAUCUUUGUAGAGCAAUUGAUUCAAUUCAUAUCGCGUUUGACUCCGAAAGAUAUUUGCUUAUAUUGAAUGUAAUACUAAGAAGCUGCAUAAAGUUGGAAACUAUUGUCUAUUUAAAACAUUUAGUACAUGAAUACUGUCGGGGAAAUAGUUUCCUGCAACUAACAUUUAUCCAUCUAGAGUUUGCUUUAUACAAGUAACAAGUGCGGAUGCUUCGUUGGACCCGAAUAGUGCUUGAACUUACAAUCCAUGUGCUGAAAACAUUAA
Ruditapes philippinarum (Manila clam) is the source of this 2284-nucleotide messenger RNA. RefSeq lists its product as uncharacterized. Gene Ontology annotation, molecular function: protein binding. The transcript is spliced from 8 exons. The record is from RefSeq and is a predicted model, not a curated record. Lineage: Eukaryota; Metazoa; Mollusca; Bivalvia; Venerida; Veneridae. Bases 143 to 1915 code for a protein of 590 amino acids.